This is a messenger RNA of Rhinocladiella mackenziei CBS 650.93, 396 nucleotides long. RefSeq lists its product as uncharacterized. Gene Ontology annotation, biological process: DNA recombination; DNA replication; DNA repair. The coding region runs from base 1 to 396 and encodes 131 amino acids. The record is from RefSeq and is a predicted model, not a curated record. Gene Ontology annotation, molecular function: DNA binding. Gene Ontology annotation, cellular component: nucleus. The transcript has 2 exons. NCBI's taxonomy places the organism in Eukaryota, Fungi, Ascomycota, Eurotiomycetes, Chaetothyriales, Herpotrichiellaceae.
AUGGCAACUAUGUCAACACCUCGAAUCCUACCUGCACAUCUCCAUGCAUUCGCCCCUGGCAGUACAUCUUACAACACCGUCCGCAUGCUGGGAAUCAUUACGACAGUGAGUGGGGAGCAAGCGACACUCACCUGCGGAUCUGACGCGGUCACAAUCCUUCUGAAUAGAGAUUCUCACCUAUCCGUCGGUUCACUGUACGAGAUUGUGGGCAGGGUCGUCAAUAUCGAAGGUGGACAUGGCCUGGGUUUACGAGUCUUCAGCAGCAAAGAAUGGCCCAGGAACGAGAACGGACAACAGCCAGACAUCAAAUUGUUUGAAGCUGUUGUUGAUGCAACACAUCGGUACAAAUCCAUCUUCUAUGGAGACAAUGAAGGCGGUAUGGAUGGAGGAUAUUGA